This is a messenger RNA of Corticium candelabrum, 5820 nucleotides long. RefSeq lists its product as uncharacterized. The record is from RefSeq and is a predicted model, not a curated record. Bases 14 to 5656 code for a protein of 1880 amino acids. Gene Ontology annotation, molecular function: GTP binding. Lineage: Eukaryota; Metazoa; Porifera; Homoscleromorpha; Homosclerophorida; Plakinidae. The transcript has 5 exons.
GGUGAGGGACCGUAUGGAGACAUCGCCAGUUUGUUGCCAGUUGCUAGAAAACGGAAAGGACAUUCUGUUGAGAGAACUUGAUUUUUGUGUAGUUCAAGAGUUGAACAAAGUUGGUGUAUUGACGGACGGUGAAGUGGAAGCUAUAGACCAGAGCAGGAAAGUAGAGGGAGCAGAUGCUGGACGAUCUGCGCUUGUGCAGUGUUUGAAAGUUGCUGUCAAUCGCAACGGUGAUGCGAUAGGGCUUUUCGAAGACGUUUUGCAGCGCAAACAGCACUGGCUGUACCACAAACUUGGCGACCAAGCAAAAUGCAUACGUGAUGUCACACUGAGAGAUAAUCGUCUUGAAGGAGAUGUGGCCGCUUCAAAUGCAGUUUCUCACCAUCCUGAGAUUGAUAGUCUGGAAGAGAGUUACGAGUUGGUGAUUAUGGAUGAUGUGGAUACUGAUGCGUGUAUGGAUCACAACGUUCAUCUUGCAAAACCCACUCAUGACAGUUUGAGUAUGGUUUGUACUAGGGAUAUUCGAAGCCUAUCAAGUACUUGCAAUCGGACAGCGGAUGAAGCUGUUGCAAUCGUGGAAAGUGUAAAGAUGGACAAAAGUUAUCGAGUUCCACUAGUCAGUGAAAGGAGUCGGACAUCUGAAUUUGGUCGUCUUACAAAAAGUGUCAGUCUGGAUGAUAUCUUGAUGAGUGCAAGAGGAACUGAAGACACAAGUUCUUCAAAUCACCCAUCUUCCUUUCUACUAUUUGAAGGAUUGCCAUUAGGUCCACAAGAUGAAAUUCUUAAGUCAUUUCAUCAUCUUAUGAUUGGAGAACGUCAGGGGCUAUACUCAGACUGUAGUCUGAGAAUUGUAGAACGCUCAUUGUUUUCUCUUGAUGUUCUUCUUUCCUGCUGGAAGCGAUGUGGUGGUACAGGACUAGCCUGUGAGCUACGCCCGUACAUGAUUGAUUUGCUAAAGCGACAACAGAGUUUGAAUGCUAUGACUGACUCAAAGGAGCUGGAAGAAGGAAGUGAUGAGGUAACAUUGGCAGCUGUUGUGGAUGAAGUUGCUGAUGAGUACUUUGAGUAUCGUCAAAAGGAACUUUUGAUCUCAUUGCUUGAGGUAACUUCUGUUGAGUCUCACAGUCGCUUGUGCUCACUUGUUAGUCAGAUUGGGUGCUCAAUGCCAUUUGUUUAUCGCUACAUAGCAUCAAAUGGCAGAGUGGCCACAAGGUUUGCCAUUGAUUGCUAUGAUGAUCUUCUUUGCCACCACUCAUAUAGUCUUAUUUUGUCUUGUGGAACUAUUUGUUCUAUUGGACAGGGCAAGUCAGACUUACUGAGUCGACUAUUUGAAGUCCGUUGUGUGAAGGGAGGAUUUUUGGAACUCUAUCCAGGCGGUCCCUGUCAUAAUCUUUCUAUCGAUUUGGCUUUUAAUGCUAUUCUAGCUGGUACUUCUGCUGAUUCAUUUAUUUUAGCUGAUACUCACGGAUCUCAUGAAUCAAGCUUGGGGUUCAAUUCAGCUCUCUCUGUUUUAGCAUCUGAGUCAGCAGUUACUUUGGUUCAUGUGAACAGAAACGAUUUUACAUCUGAUGGUCUGUUGGGCAGUGACAUUCAAAGAUUGUUGUCAUACUUGACAUUUGAAUAUCAGUCUAAAAAAGCUGCUUGCUUUUUGAUCUUGUGGCGUGAUUUUGUAACUGCAGAUAGUGAGAUAUUUGAAGCUGCAGCUAAACAGCUGGAAUUACUCAGCAAUGAAUACCAUGUUAGCAUUUGCCUGGAGUCGGUGGUAGACAUCAGAGGGCUGAAGGGAUUGUCUGCACGCAGAACUGUGACGAGGCUGGGCAAACUGAUUAGCAAGCAACUGUCUGAUUUGUAUGGCAAGAAUGUCCCUGUGUUAGAUAGUGGAUUAAGUCUUAAGGCAAAGCUGCAAGAGUUAAAUCCAAGCAAGUUUUCUAAUGCUGCAGUAGAUGUAUGCAUUCCUGCCUCAUUUGGUAAGCAAAAGAUUAAGGAAUUGGUUCAAAUUCAGUCUGUUCUACAUCAUGAGUUGACAGCAGCAUUUGAACCACUCCGUUUAGGCAAUAGUCUAUUUCGCUGUCUGUUCCCUGCUUCUUCCCUUGAUGCUGAUAUUGCACAACAGGAAGAGCAGGCUGGCAAGAUUGUGAAAGAAGCAGAUGCUUUUGAUGAAAUUGCUGAAGCCAGACUAGCUGAAACUACAGUAAAGCUUACUAAUGCUAAAUUACGAAAGAGAAACUGCAAAACAUCAGAACUGGUCAAAUGGUUUGCACAACUUGUGGCCAGAAACAACAUUGCAGCUAUUAAUGAAUUUCGCCGCCAAAUUGAAGCAUGGAAGGUGCCAAAGUGUGAGCCUCUUCUAGCUGAGCGUCGUGUUUGCCACGAGAAGUAUGAAGUACGUUUAGCAAAGUUGCAGGAAGUGGGAAUAGAUGAAUUAAGUGACCAACAGCUAACAAUAAUUAAAUCUGACCUAAUGAAGAAUGCUGCCAAACUUGAUCAAUUUGACAUUUCUAUUGAUGAUUUCUGGAGUGAGCUGAUGUCCUUGGCUGCAGUAUGGAUGCAAGAUCAGAAUGGUCGAAAUUGCUGUUUGUUGGAGAAGGAAUGUCUGUUGAUGCCUGGUAGGCUGUCAGAUGUUUACAGGCAAUGUUUGAUGGAUGGCCAUCCAAUGCAGCUUCUAAGGGGGCAUCCACUGUACAUGGCUAGUGAUUUUAUUUCUUCUGUAAUGCGUAGUAUUCAAGAAAACAGCACCAAGCAACUGUUUGUUGUGUCUGUAAUUGGCAUACAGAGCUCAGCCAAAUCAACAUUGCUCAACUACUUGUUUGGAUGUGGGUUUGCAACACGUGCAGGUCGUUGUACUAGGGGUUUGUAUGCGUCGUAUGUUGAAACGAAUGACCUGGAUAUCCUUGUUUUAGACUCUGAAGGUCUAAUGUCUGUUGAGGCAGGGAGUGGAGGUAAAGACUUUGACAACCAAGUUACCUUGAUGGCUAUGGCUUGUUCUCACGUUGUCAUUAUUAAUCACAAAGGAGAGCUGUCUCGGGAGCUGCAAGAUUUGCUAGAGGUUGCAUUGUUUGCCAUGAAGAACUUGGAGGUGGCAAAACUGCAGCCAGAUAUUUCUGUUGUAUUGCGUGACCAAGCUGACCUUGAUCACGACACGCUAACAGGACAGUUGAUAAACAUGAGAAAGAACUUGAAUGAGAAAGCUGAAAAGCUACAACUUCAGGUGAGCACGUUUUUUAACCUAAAUCCUGACUCAAUGCACUUACUUCCACCAGCAUACGAGACUGUCAAGGCUUCAGCUAAAGAUAUGAAAGUCCCAACAAAGAUUUUUUCUGAUGAAGUGUUAAGGCUACGUCAAAAGUUGUUUCAACUACAAUCAAGUAGGCUCCACAGGACUGCCAUACUAAUAGAGGAAUUUUCGUCUUUACAGCAGUGGCUCAUACAUGCACGGUCAGUUUGGAAGACUAUCAGGCUGUAUGGUAUCAACCUACUCCAGUAUGGUAACAUGCAGGAAAUAGAACAACGAAAGGAGAUAUCAGCUCUGUAUAGUCAUGUUGCUGACAGUGUGAUCGACCAUCCAGAUAAUGGCUUCCAGGCGUCUUGUCAACAGUUACUAAAGAGAUUUGUUGAUUGCUACCGACCUGAAGACAUGGAUGAUGGAGUCACCAGGCAAUUUCAAACCGAGCUAGAUGGAUUGGCACAUGAUGCAGAACAGAAGGCUUUUGCCAAGUUUAAUGCUGCAGUUGAACCUGGAGGCUACACAAUGCAGUUGACACGAGAGUUCACAAACAGUCUACGAAGUCGUGUGCUUGAAGUGUAUCAGAUGACACUGAGAGCGUGGAAGAAAAGAGAAGAAUUAUCACGUGAUCGAUUGAAUGCUGUGAGGUUGAAGAAGGAUUUGAUUGAGGCAUUGUAUAGAGUAUUUAAUGACAGACGGCACAAAAAGGCAAUGACUCAAGAAGAGCUGGAUGUUGAGUUUGAAGUGAUGUGGAACGAUUUCAUAUCUGAUGCAAGAGAUCGCAUUGAAAAAACAAUGCUGCGUGAAGGUGAUUUAUUAAGAAAAAUUAAUGGGUUGAUGAGCAUUGAAAUACACACUCGCCAUGGAGAGGCCAUCUUUGCUGUUCUAAAUCCUCCCAUGGGACCACUGCCAGAUGCCAGAUCUGUGUUAGUUGACAAGCCUGAAGAUGAAUGGCAAGACUACUUGAGAGUGAAAAUGGCUUUGAAGAAAAAGAUGCAGAACCUGUUGCAGAGCAGUUUAGAGGAAGCAAAACAGGAGUUAAGCAGGAAAGCUGCUUUUGCUGCAAAGCAAGAAGUUGUAACAUUUUUUUCAAAUGUGGCAUCAGAGUUUGCAGAGGAAGAAGACAAGCAGACGUGGGACAGUGCAGGCAUGGGAUAUCUGAUGAACAAGGCAAAUACUAUGGUGCAGACCAUCGAGACCACACUUGAGAGUCGGUUUGAUGUGAAGCUGAGAGUUCCAGAUUUUGCCAAUGCAGUGCAUGACUGUUUACGUUAUAAGCUGUACUACUUGUACAGAGAGAAGCAACACAAAGAAGUUCAAGAGAAAAUUGAUGCUCUAAAUAUGACAAAAGAUGAUGUUCGAAUUAGUGCACUCAGUCGAUUAACUGACAUGCAGAAUGAUGUGGGUAGGGCUGAAGGCUUGGCACGUGAUGUGUUUGGUGACUUAGUUGAUUGGUCACGCGACAGGACUCUUCAAUAUUCACUUCGUGCGAGAACUGAAAUAAAGCGUCACAUGUCGGAUCCUGCUUCAGCAGCAUGGCAUGCAUAUGAAGAAAGUUUCCUCAAGUGUGACUGGUCGGCUGUGGUUCGUUACUGUAAUAAUGCUCAGAGCUUCCUGAAAGAGCUAUUUGAUGAUCGUUUUGCAAAGAUUGAAGCUGAUAUUCGCCUACAUGAAUUGAAGCAGAUGAAGACACAAGUUGAAAGAAAUCUGGACAAAUUUUGCCAACUUGUUAAUUGGUGGGGAGAGCAACCACUUGAAGGUGAGGAUCACAGUUUGUCAACAAAUGAUCUCAAACAGUAUGCAUUAAGUCAAAUUGGGGAGUCUGAUGUUUCCACUUUGGAUCCAAACUUCAUUUCAUUUCUUAGAAACCCAAUUGAGGUUAGGAAACCAUGUGACUUUGCUUCUGCUUUUGUAGCUCAUGUUUACGACAACGUUCAAAAGAACUUCUUUUACAAGCUGAUGGAUGACUUUCUUCAGAGUGCAGUAAGAAGCAUUAAACAUGAACAGUGGGACAAAGUCCGAGGAUGUAGUGAAGUUUGUCCUUGCUGCAAUGCCAAGUGCAUCCAACCGGCAUCACAUCUCCCUCAACUCAAACACAGAUGUGCUUAUCAUAUUUUACCGGCUUUUCACGGCAGUCGGUAUGUGGACAGCUGUGCUCCAAUUAUUGACCCAUGCACCACCGCUUGUGUUCAGAGAAUGACAUGGAAACGGCGACAGGAUGACAUCAGUCAACAGAAAAGAAGCAUGAGAGACUUUUUUGAAGCAUAUUAUCCUAACUGGACAAUGCCUGAUUUGUUACCUCCAUCUCCUGACAUCAUCCAUUUGAGAAAAGCAUGGGUAAACUGUCGUAAGCCGUAUCUGAGGAAGUUUAACAUGGACGACAAUACCUCUCAGUUCUGGGAUGAAUUGUACUUACAGGAAGAUGCUCUACGAUAAAAAGGUCACAUAGUGAAUGCAAGAGUCUCACUGUCUGUGUUUGGUAGCAUGGUUGCACGAGAGUAGCAUUUUAUCUGUAUUUUACUGUAUGAGACAUUUUAGCCAAAUUUUAUGUAAUAGUGCAGACUGUAUCUAUUUGAGGAUAUGAUGAUGAUCAAAUUGGA